This is a messenger RNA of Capsicum annuum, 591 nucleotides long. RefSeq lists its product as uncharacterized. The record is from RefSeq and is a predicted model, not a curated record. The transcript has a single exon. Lineage: Eukaryota; Viridiplantae; Streptophyta; Magnoliopsida; Solanales; Solanaceae. The coding region runs from base 76 to 576 and encodes 166 amino acids.
CCUAUCCGUCAGGAGAAGGAGGAGUAAGAGGAGUCAGUUUUCUUUGAAGAUUGAGGAAGGUAGUGUCGGACAAUUAUGCCAUUCGGAAGAAGUCUUCUACAGAAGAAAAGCCUGUUACGAGUAAGUGGAGAGGAAAGAUCUCCAGAGAUUCUUAUCUCAUUCCAUUCUGGUGGCUCAACCAGUAACCAAUGGCGAAAACUCAAAAAUCCAUGGAUUCCCGGUAGAGCCCUAUUUCGCCCAAGUUGUUUCGGAACCAGAAAAAAGAAGCGGUUUUUCGCACAGCUUGCUCAUAGUGCAGGUCCCACUUGUAUAUCGUAUUUGGCCGAAGAAGCAUCGGACAGGUUGGAGUUCUUACCUUCUUGGGACUCCAUGGACCAAGAUCUGCUUUUAUUAUAUGGUCAAUACCGAUCUACUUUAGUAGAUCAUAUGGAUGUAGAAAAAGCAACUAAUUUGGAUGAAAUAGAAAUAUCUCUUUUCCAUUUCUAUUUACCCAGUUCAUAUCUUUGCUUCGUGUGUUCCUGGGAGGAAUUCGAUCUCGGAAUACCACCUAAUAACUACGGCCAGAGAGUCAAAUAGGUCGGGAAGAAAGAG